Molecule: messenger RNA, 1906 nt
Organism: Rubroshorea leprosula
Lineage: Eukaryota; Viridiplantae; Streptophyta; Magnoliopsida; Malvales; Dipterocarpaceae
Source: the annotation of a GenBank genome assembly
CCUCUUCUUCUUCUUCCUCUUCCCCUUCGUCUUCUUCACUUUGCCUCUUCCUUAUCUUCUUCCACCUCCUUCACGAAAUUCGUCGAAUCAAUCCUCUCGAUCGGCAGCUCUCCGAACUUCCUCUGCCGCCUCUAUGUGAAAUUUGAGGGCACAUCCUGAAGAGAUUGCUGCACCAUCGAAUGAGUGUCAAGAGUUUGAGCUAAGGAGAAGUGUUUGCCCUUUGUUUUUAGUUGGCGGUUCCAUAUGAUUGGGAAAAUGGUGGAGGGUCCUAAAUUUACUGGACUCAUGGGUGGAGAAAAUAACAAUGAUAAUAAUUACUACGAUUUCACUCAAGGCUUUUACCAAAAGCUUGGUGAGGGUACAAAUAUGUCCAUUGACAGUUUGCAAACAAGUAAUGCUGGUGGGUCUGUCUCAAUGUCUGUGGACAACAGUAGCGUGGGAUCUAAUGAUUCUCUAACCCACAUUUUAAGCCACCCUGGUCUAAAGCCUGUGAAGCCUUACCAUUUCUCUGUUCCUUCCGUGGGUCAGAGUGUGUUUCGUCCAGGUAAGGUUGGCCAUGCACUUAAUGAUGAUGCAUUGGCACAAGCGUUAAUGGAUAAUAAAUACCCAACUCAGGGUUUGGACAAUUAUGACGAAUGGACCAUUGAUUUGAGAAAACUUAAUAUGGGUAUGGCUUUUGCCCAAGGGGCUUUUGGGAAGUUAUAUAGAGGGACAUAUAAUGGAGAGGAUGUUGCCAUUAAGAUACUGGAGAGGCCAGAAAAUAGUCCCGAGAAGGCACAAGUUAUGGAGCAACAAUUUCAACAGGAGGUUAUGAUGCUUGCAACGCUGAAGCAUCCAAAUAUUGUGAGGUUUAUUGGGGCAUGCCGAAAGCCAAUGGUCUGGUGCAUUGUUACUGAGUAUGCAAAGGGAGGGUCAGUCCGGCAGUUUCUAAUGAAAAGGCAGAAUCGGGCAGUACCAUUGAAACUAGCAGUUAAGCAGGCAUUGGAUGUUGCUAGAGGGAUGGCAUAUGUGCAUGGGCUAGGGUUUAUUCACAGGGAUUUGAAAUCUGAUAACCUUCUAAUUGCUGCUGAUAGGUCAAUAAAAAUUGCAGAUUUUGGUGUUGCCCGUAUUGAGGUGCAGACUGAGGGAAUGACACCAGAGACAGGGACAUAUCGUUGGAUGGCUCCAGAGAUGAUUCAACACAGGCCCUAUACACAAAAAGUAGAUGUGUAUAGCUUUGGAAUUGUGCUUUGGGAGCUUAUCACUGGUAUGCUUCCUUUCCAGAACAUGACAGCUGUGCAGGCAGCAUUUGCAGUGGUGAACAAGGGUGUAAGACCUGUAAUCCCAAGUGAUUGUCUGCCUGUGCUAAGUGAGAUCAUGACCCGCUGCUGGGAUGCUAACCCUGAAGUCCGUCCUCCAUUCACCGAGAUUGUUAAGAUGCUUGAGAAUGCAGAAACAGAGGUCAUGACAACUGUUCGGAAGGCCCGCUUCAGGUGUUGCAUGACUCAACCAAUGACAAUGGACUGAUCCAGAAUAGAAGACAGAUGAUAAAGGAGAGGAUAUAAAUGAAACACAGAAGCAGUAAGAGUUUACAUAUAAGUUUGUGUAUGUAUCAGUACUUUUUUUCCCUUUCUUCUCUGGAUAGGAGAAGGCAACUAUUCAGACUACUGGUUUGGGAAUGUUGGUGUCAAUUGUACUGAACUAGCGAUGUUUAAGGCUGUACUCCUUGUAGUUGUAGUUGUUUGGGAGCAUUGAUGUGGUUUCCCAUUGUAGCUAUAUUUGUAUAGGGCCUGCCAUAUCUAUAACCGUUUAUUGUUCGAAUGCAGGUUCUCUAUUGGAUCGAUAUUUACUUGCCCAUUUUCUGUUUUCUUGUUCCCCUGCUGAUACUGCUUGUAUUGUAUUCUAUGGAAUGCCAUCUGCUUUCUGG